Molecule: messenger RNA, 1677 nt
Organism: Nematolebias whitei (Rio pearlfish)
Lineage: Eukaryota; Metazoa; Chordata; Actinopteri; Cyprinodontiformes; Rivulidae
Product: cytohesin-3
Exons: 13
Coding region: 290-1474 (394 amino acids)
Biological process (GO): regulation of ARF protein signal transduction
Molecular function (GO): guanyl-nucleotide exchange factor activity
Source: RefSeq, a predicted model, not a curated record
AGGCAGGCGGAGCGGAUGAAAAGAUGGAGCAGGAGCUGUCUCACGUCUCCUCUCGGAAACAUCACGUCUACAGCUCAGGAGCUGCGUUUCAGUCCCUCUCAGAUUCGUUUAGUUCGUGAUCGGGCGGCUGCGCGGCGCUUCACUUUCCCCGUCUGUCCGUGAACGCAGCACGGGCUCAGCCUGUAUGUUUCCGUGGAUGGCGAGAGGGUUCUGUUGGAAAUAAAGGAGGUAAACACAUUUCCUGCGAGGUUCUACAUCUUCAUCUGGACUGCCAGGUCGCUCCUACAGGAUGGAUGAAGACAAUCACGUUCCGGAGGAUCUGUCUCUGGAGGAGAGGGAUGAGCUGUCCAGCAUCCGACGGAGGAAGAAAGAGCUGCUUGAUGACAUCGAGAGGUUAAAGUUCGAGAUCGCAGAAGUCAUGACAGAAAUUGAGCAACUGACGUGCGUCGGGGAAAGCAAAACCUCCCAGAGGAACAAACAGAUCGCUAUGGGGAGAAAGAAAUUCAACAUGGAUCCCAAAAAGGGGAUCCAGUUUCUGUUGGAGAACGACCUCCUGCAGCACACCCCUGAAGACAUCGCCCAGUUCCUCUACAAAGGCGAGGGCCUCAACAAGACGGUUAUUGGAGACUACCUAGGCGAGCGGGAUGACUUCAACAUCAAGGUGCUUCAGGCUUUCGUGGAGCUGCACGAGUUUGCAGACCUGAACCUCGUCCAAGCUCUACGGCAGUUCCUGUGGAGUUUCCGCUUGCCGGGUGAAGCCCAGAAGAUCGACCGUAUGAUGGAGGCGUUUGCCUCGCGCUACUGCCAGUGCAACCCUGGAGUGUUUCAGUCGACAGAUACAUGCUAUGUUUUGUCAUUCGCUAUCAUCAUGCUGAACACCAGCCUGCACAACCCUAAUGUCAGAGACAAGCCCCCCGUCGAGCGCUUUAUCUCCAUGAACAGGGGCAUCAACGGAGGAGGCGAUCUGCCAGAGGAGCUUCUCAGGAACCUUUACGACAGCAUCAAAAACGAACCCUUCAAAAUCCCGGAGGACGACGGGAACGAUCUGACGCACACCUUCUUCAACCCCGACAGAGAGGGAUGGCUCUUAAAGCUCGGCGGCCGAGUGAAAACGUGGAAGAGAAGGUGGUUCAUUCUGACCGACAACUGCCUCUAUUACUUCGAGUACACCACGGAUAAGGAGCCCCGCGGGAUUAUUCCCCUGGAAAACCUCAGUAUCAGAGAAGUGGACGAGCCGAGAAAACCCAACUGCUUUGAGCUCUACAACCCCAACCACAAAGGUCAGGUUAUCAAGGCCUGCAAGACGGAGGCGGACGGGCAGGUCGUCAAGGGCAACCACGUGGUGUACCGGAUAUCUGCGCCCACCCCGGAGGAGAAGGAGGAGUGGAUCAAAUCCAUCAUGGCGAGCAUCAGCAGGGAUCCUUUCUACGACAUGCUGGCCACCAGGAAGAGGAGGAUAGCCAACAAGAAAUGAUGACUGCAGACUGUCAGCCACAUUUGUCAGCAUCACCUCUGUGACUGUGGGGGUUUGACAGGAGGGAUUUGACUUUAGAUCGCCUGUGCUUCUGCCUGAAGGCCUUCUGCUCCUCGGUCCUUGUCUAAUGGGAACGUGGAAACCUCUUUUAUUUCCUCAACGGGAAGCAGAGAAGAAGAAGCUGUAAAAUAAAUCUUCACCAA